Molecule: messenger RNA, 845 nt
Organism: Drosophila ficusphila
Lineage: Eukaryota; Metazoa; Arthropoda; Insecta; Diptera; Drosophilidae
Product: probable chitinase 10
Exons: 2
Coding region: 36-845 (269 amino acids)
Cellular component (GO): extracellular region
Molecular function (GO): chitin binding
Source: RefSeq, a predicted model, not a curated record
CUGCGCUUUACUGGAGUCUGACAUAAGAACCCAAGAUGAUGCUUAAUACGGCAUUAUAUUUAUUGGCAAGCUGUGUGCUUGUUUCAACCCAGGGAAUUUGGAAACCAUCAAAGCCCACGAAUUCGGUGACCAUUCGGCAGAGUGGAGGAGGCUUUUGUGCCAACCAUUUGGUGGGUGAAUUCGUGGAGCACGCGGAGGACUGCCACAUGUUCUACCUGUGCGUUGAGAAUGGGGAUGCUGUCCUGGCUUCCUGUCCACCAACCAUGCUCUUCAACUCGGAAAGUCGACUUUGCGAUGCGGCGGGAAAUGUGAAGUGCAGAGAGGGCACGGAUACGAGUACGGAAAGUACUCCAAACAGCGGUGGCGAUGGUGAUCCUAACAACAUUGUCACAGAUGCCGCCACCUACUGUGCAUCUCUGAUGGAGCAGCAGUCCAGCGAUCGAAUUGUUUAUGUUGGCAGCUCGAGUAGUUGCAACAAAUAUUACAUUUGCUACUACGGCCAGGCGAUAUUGCAGGAGUGCAGCUCGCAGUUGCAUUGGAAUGCAGUGACUGCCAAGUGUGAUGUUCCGGAAAAAGCCCAAUGUUCUCUAGUCGGCCAGGAGGAUUCCCCAUCAAAUGGGAACUCCAACUUUCCGUCUAGCGAUCUCAUCCAUUGUCCGGCUUACGGACAACAUUUGUAUCCGCACAUGCAACGCUGCGAGUUCUUCAUUUAUUGUGUAAAAGGACACGCCAGCUUGCAGCAAUGUCCCUUCUAUUAUUACUUCGAUAUUGCCACCAAAAGUUGUCAAUGGUCGCGUACCGCCUUAUGUGUGCGCGAUUUGAAUUUGGCAACAUUAAUAAAGUAG